Molecule: messenger RNA, 2309 nt
Organism: Camponotus floridanus (Florida carpenter ant)
Lineage: Eukaryota; Metazoa; Arthropoda; Insecta; Hymenoptera; Formicidae
Product: WAS/WASL-interacting protein family member 1-like
Exons: 1
Coding region: 16-633 (205 amino acids)
Source: RefSeq, a predicted model, not a curated record
GAGACGGCGCGCCAGAUGCGCCGCCCGGGAACGCUGCCCGUCGCGAACAAUGCUUCCGGUCACCGCGGAGGAGCUGGAGGAGGAAAAGGAGGAGGUGGCGGAACGGGAGGUGGAGGGGGAGGCGGUAGGGGCGUCGUGGAUGAUGGCACGGCGUCGCUGAACGCUACGCCGAUCGACGGAGUCACGUCCAGCGCGGCGAGAUCCCAUUACUCCAGUCACUCCCUGCGUCGAACGCCGCAUUCACAGCCACAACUCUCGGCCAGAGAACCGGACGACCGGAUGCGAACUCUGGAGUCCGGACUUCAGAACGGAAUCCCGGUUGGUAGUCGCCAUCAGUCGUCGCCGCCGCCGCCGCUGCCCUCCAGGCAUCAGGCAAAUUGUGGCCAAUCCUCGUAUCCCACUCUGCCGGUCAACGGACACGCUGCUCAUCACUAUCAUCAUCAUGCGAGGGAGCGUGAAAAAGACAGAUCGUCCGUUCGCGAGAGAAAUCGCGAUCGGGAUAACGAUCCACCACCGCCGCCACCGCCGCCACCCAUAUCGACUCACCGAUCCGAUAAACAUCGAGAGGCCCAGCUGGAAAUGGAGCUGCGAGACAGCCUCGACAUGGGUGGUAUUGGGACGUAUCGAGCGUAGACGAGCGUCGAUGAACCGGUUGCGUCAUCUUGCAAAUCAAGAAAAUGAGAAGGCGCAUUUAUAGUCCAGAAAAGACAUAAUCGUAUGUUCGUGUAAACUCCUCCGCGUUGUUUCACUUAGUACGGGAAAAUUUGUAAGAAAAUAAUUCCAAAACGUAUGACGAAGACAGCCUGAAGUUUCUGUCUUCACAAGACGUAAAGAAACGAAAAUCAAUGAAAUAUAAAGAAGACUGAGAAAACAUUGACAAAGAAUAUCAAAAAGUGAGAGCAAAUGCGAAUCACCCAUGUCGAUAUAAUAGCAGAUGAUCGGUAAUAUAUUCGGGAUAUCUAUUUGAUCGAUAUUAAUCAGACCAGCGAUAUAAUUAUUUGAUCAUCAAUAUAAUGCUGCAAAUCAGUCGAUCAACUUUUCUGAGACAAGAUGACAUUCUAAAAAUUAUGUAUUUCGUAGCUCUCAACGGUUUUUUACAUAAAUCUAUCUUCCUUCGACUCGAGAGUUAAUACUCUCUACGUUAUGUUGAGCAUCAUCGUCUCAUGAAUCUCCAGAGAAAAGAGGAUUUAACACGGAAAUGACUUUCGCCAGAAGUUUUCUCCGUUUUAUCACUGAUGACCACAAGAUUGUCGCAGCCUUGUCCAGGAUGAGUGAUGCCAAACGGAAAUCCCUCACGGAUGAAUAAUCCGUGGGAAGGCAGGGUCGGUCUACAAUCCCCAACCGACGGAAACGACGGGUCAUCGGUCACGUGGAGCCUGUUGUUCCACGUGAUACACGUACCUAUAUAUACGCGUAAAAACACUGACAUACACGGUAUGAUCGUGCCGAGACCAUCGAGCUCGAUCGCAACUGAAGUUCGAUAACGCAUCGGUCUACGUCGAGUUAUUCUUCGAGAGCUCCGAAGAAUCAACGAGAACUUAACGAGUUGCUUAAACGUCGUCAAACAGAUGAGAGCGAUUCGUUAGGAUCUAUCGAUCGUCGCCCGAUCGUUUUAUUCGAGACGGACACGCGACGAGAAUUCGUAUCGCGAAACGUGUAUCAUAAGCGAGGAGAUACCGUACUAAAGAAUGUAGAACUACAGCUAUAUAAAUAUACAUAUAUAUACAGAUAGAUAUAUAAAUAAAAAAUAUAUAUAUACAUAAAUUAUAUAUAUUCUAAACGGUCGAAUUAUUUUCUAAAUAAAAACACCAAUGUACAGAGGCAAUGACAGAGACGAUAUAGUUGAGCUAGUGUCAGGCGUCCUCGACUAUCGUAACUUUAAUAAACUUAACUUUAAAUCGAGAGUUUCCGGGUACCUGCUCACUAAGAAAAAAAAGAGAAUGAAAAUCAGUAAGCGGGUACCCGCCUGCAAUUCGAUCCCUCGAUCGUCGAGAGAGAAGAGAUCGUGGGGUGGAGAAAUUAUCAAAAUAUCGGUAUCGCGCCCGAAUUAGCGGUAUGUAAGAUCGGCCGUUUCUUUUUCUGGUCGAUGUGUGUGUGUAAGAUUCGUUAAGGAUUUAACCUUAAGAAGGUUUACGCUGUUGUUAGGGAACCGCGCAGGUUUCUGAACGCGGAUAUCGUCCGUUUGUUUCGUUUUUUAGCGAAUGGGUGUCUUUCGAGAUCGAGAUGUCAAUCCACGCGAUAGAGACAUUAGAGAAUUCGCAGAUUUUCAGAUGCACGUUGAUUUAAUAUAUGAAUGAUUUCAUAUCCAA